AUGAGUGCUCAAUUAUCGAUUGGUAAUGAGUUGAAGGAUUCCUUUCAACAAACUCAUAAAUGGGUUGAAAAUAAUAUCAAAUGGUUAAAGGAACUUGAACAAUUUUAUAGGGAACGUUCGAAAUUAGAAAAAGAAUAUAGUGAGAAGUUGACACGUUUGAGUUCUGAAUAUUUUACAAAGAAGAGUUCUAGUAGUGUGCCCUUAUCUGUUGGUGAUACACCUGCAACAACGCCUGGUUCUUUAGAGGCUGCAGGAAUCGUAGCUUGGAAUGAAGUUCUAGCGCAAACAGAAAUGAUUUCUAAGGAUCAUAAUAAAUUAGCACAAGAUUUUGAUACUCAAGUUGCAAAUCAACUAAGUGGAUUACAUUCUAAACUGGAUAUGACUCUUGUUAAAAUUGCUGGUUUCAAUGGUGAGAUACAGGGUAAAAGGGAUAAUGCGUAUCAAGCAAUGGAGAAGGCGAAAAAGAAUUAUGAUGAUGCUUGUCAAUCAAUGGAAUUAACAAGAAGCAAAUAUACAAAGUCUUCUAAUGAGAGGAAUGAAAGGAAAUUAGCUGAAAAGGAAACGGCAAUGAAUGUUUCCAAGAACGAUUAUCUAAUCAAAAUUAGUCUUGCCAAUAGACUUAAGGACAAAUAUUAUUUCCAAGAUAUUCCUGAAGCAUUAGAUCUCUUACAAGAUUUGAAUGAAGCAAGAAUACUUUUCUUGAAUGAUAUCUGGAAAACAGCUACUGCUGUUGAAAGAGAUGCAGGUGCUCGAAUUACGAAACGAGUAGAUACUGUUGAUGGUGUUGUUGCCCAAAACAUGCCACAUUUAUCAACAGCAAUGUAUAUUAAACAUAAUUUGAAGCAAUGGAAAGAACCAGCUGAUUUUCAAUAUAAACCAUCACCUGUAUGGCAUGAUGAUGAAAAUUUUAUUGUGAAAUCAAAUACAGAAGUUCAGGAGCUAAAAAUCAAGUUAGCCAAAAGCGAACAAGAUUAUAAUAAAUUCCAAGAUAUGACACAGGCUGAACGUUCCAAAUUAGCAUCAUUGAAUAAAACAAAGCAAGCAUUGAAGAGCAACGAAAAUGCUAUAGAUUCAAACAAAUUUUAUGAGAACCUAAAAAGUUAUUUGUCCUUAAUCUCACCAUUUACCUCGCAUGAAACAUUGAAACUUGAAGCAGAAGUUACAAUUGAAAGUAUUCAAAAUAAUGUACCACAGGAAUAUGAUCUCUCCACGGAUAAUAUCGACGUUUCAAAACAAAAGCAUAAAUCAGGAUUUUUCAGUAAAUUUAAACAAAAUUUGUUGAAUCCAGACAACAAACCGAAACGAACUAGUAUGAACAUUCAUAGUGGUUCCAGUAAUAGAAUAUCCAUAUUUGGAUCUCAGAAACGUCCUACUUCAAGUGCAGGUGGAUCCGAGGAUGUGGCAUCAAAUGAUGUUGACGAUCUCUCGUCAAAUUAUACUACAACAACCAGCGGUGCUACAUCAUCACGUACAGGAAUUAAGAAGAACAAAGUUUUAUACGCAUAUGCAAAACAAGAUACUGAUGAAAUCUCAAUAAGUCCAGGUGAUUCCAUAAGUUUGUUAGCUGCUGAUACAGGGUCUGGUUGGACGAAGAUUAGAAACGACACGACAGGUGAGAGUGGAUUAGUUCCAACAACAUAUGUCAAGAUUACGGAGAACGUUGCUGUUGAUGGUGGGCAUGGGAACGGCCAUGCACCUGCUGUUCCUCCACCUAGAAGAACUACUAUGCCAUCGCGAACUCUUACAGCGGCUUACUCUUAUUCUGCUGCUGGUGAUGAUGAAAUUUCGAUAAAUGUUGGUGAUGUUAUCACCGUGAUUAGAGGCGAUGAUGGGAGUGGAUGGACUUAUGGUGAACUUAACGGCAGUAAAGGGCUAGUCCCAACUAGUUAUUGUAAGUGA
This is a messenger RNA of Naumovozyma dairenensis CBS 421, 1899 nucleotides long. It is a transcript of the gene BZZ1, whose product is annotated as Bzz1p. Gene Ontology annotation, biological process: regulation of actin filament polymerization. The transcript has a single exon. The record is from RefSeq and is a predicted model, not a curated record. Gene Ontology annotation, molecular function: protein binding. The coding region runs from base 1 to 1899 and encodes 632 amino acids. Lineage: Eukaryota; Fungi; Ascomycota; Saccharomycetes; Saccharomycetales; Saccharomycetaceae.